This is a messenger RNA of Eimeria tenella, 8877 nucleotides long. RefSeq lists its product as uncharacterized. Bases 1 to 8877 code for a protein of 2958 amino acids. Lineage: Eukaryota; Apicomplexa; Conoidasida; Eucoccidiorida; Eimeriidae. The record is from RefSeq and is a predicted model, not a curated record. The transcript is spliced from 16 exons.
AUGGAGCAGCAGCAGCAGCAGCAGCAGCAGGCGCCGUCCACCGCAUGGCCACUACAGGCAGAGCACAGCAGCAGCAGCAGCAGCAGCAGCAGCAAUGGCAUUCUCGCCUCUUCGACAGCGAGCUCGACAAAGGCGCACACCUCCCCUGCAGCAACAGCAGCAGCUGCAACAGCAGCAACAGCAACGACAGCAGCAGCAGCAGCAACAGCAGCAGCAGCAAGAAGACUGAACCUUGCUGCAGCAUGCCUAGACAGCGACAGCAGCAGCAGCAGCUCUGACGACGGAGGCUAUGGGCUGUCCCUACGCAGCCGUGGCCCACUAGCUCCUGGAGCUGCAGGCAAACCUGCUGCUGCUGCUGCUGCUGCCGCUGCUGCUGCUGCUGCUGCUCGGUUGGCAGCUCUGGAAGACUCUGAAGGCAGUGGAGAUGAAGAGUGGCUGCAGGGUUUACUGAACUCAGCAGCAAAAGCCCAGGGACAGCGCCAACGAGUCUCAGGUAGCAGCAGCAGCAGCAGCAGCAGCAGCAAGAGCAGCACGCCUCGAAGCCCCCGCGUCUUGACCAGCGCCCACGGCGAUGCGAGAGCUCAGGAAGCCAGCAGCAGCAGCAGCAGCCGCAGCAUCAGCAGCAGCAGCAGCAGCAGCAGGCGCGCGCAGCAGCAGCCCACAGCCUCACCAGCAGCAAACGCCAGUUGCGAGCCAGAUUGCUGCAGCAAUUUGCUGCCAGGCGAAAAUUUGAAGUUUUUUGCUGCUCUUUGCUUCCGCCGGCGGGCCAUUUGGGGCAAAGCAGCAGCAGCAAGGCGCGGGAAUGCUGCUGUUGCUGCUGCUGUGUGGGAGGCUGCAGCAGCAGCAAAGCCUGCAGCAGCGCCAGCAGCAGCAGCAGCACUCGAAGAAGCGCUGCAGCCUCUGCAGGCAGCAGCAGCUGAGCUCGCGCUGCCGCUCGCAGGCCCCAAGGCGGCGCAGCAGCAGGUUAUCCCUGCUGCAGCAGGGCAGCCAGCAGCAGCAGCAGCAGCUGCUGCUGCUGCUGCUGGCUGUCCCGCGCCAGUCAGUGCAGGGCAGCAGCCAGCAUGGGGGCUGCUAUCUCCCUGCAGCUCGGGGGGUUUACUGAACUCAGCAGCAAAAGCCCAGGGACAGCGCCAACGAGUCUCAGGUAGCAGCAGCAGCAGCAGCAGCCGCAGCAUCAGCAGCAGCAGCAGCAGCAGCAGGCGCGCGCAGCAGCAGCCCACAGCCUCACCAGCAGCAAACGCCAGUUGCGAGCCAGAUUGCUGCAGCAAUUUGCUGCCAGGCGAAAAUUUGAAGUUUUUUGCUGCUCUUUGCUUCCGCCGGCGGGCCAUUUGGGGCAAAGCAGCAGCAGCAAGGCGCGGGAAUGCUGCUGUUGCUGCUGCUGUGUGGGAGGCUGCAGCAGCAGCAAAGCCUGCAGCAGCGCCAGCAGCAGCAGCAGCACUCGAAGAAGCGCUGCAGCCUCUGCAGGCAGCAGCAGCUGAGCUCGCGCUGCCGCUCGCAGGCCCCAAGGCGGCGCAGCAGCAGGUUAUCCCUGCUGCAGCAGGGCAGCCAGCAGCAGCAGCAGCAGCUGCUGCUGCUGCUGCUGGCUGUCCCGCGCCAGUCAGUGCAGGGCAGCAGCCAGCAUGGGGGCUGCUAUCUCCCUGCAGCUCGGGGUUUGCUGCGCUGCAGCAAGUGACGCAAUCUGCGGGGAUUGUGACAGCAGUUUGCCGCAGCAACGAUUUGGUGGCUGUGGGGACUUCAAGGGGUGUUUGUGUUUUGUCUCGUUUGGAGUCUCGCCGCUUUAGCGGAGAAGCAGCAGCAGCAGCAGCAGCAGCAGCAACAGCAGCACCCGGGGAGGGCAGCCCCGCGCUCGCAGCUGCUGCAGCGGACCUCAGCCGCAACUUUGCUGCUUCAAGGUGUCUGCUGUGCUGCAGCCUCAGCAGCACUUGUGCAUUCCCAGCCCCAAACGAAGCAGCAGGUGCUGUUGCUGCUGCUGCAUGCAGCAGCGACGGCAGUCUGCUGCUGCUGAGCUACAAGAGCGGCCUCAUAGCCUGGGUUGCUGUUGCUGCGCCGCCGGCCAGCACUCCGCAGCAAACAGAUGCGCAGCAGCAGCAGCAGCAGCAGCAGGGUGAAGAACGAGAGCAGCAGCAGCAGCAGCAGCAGCAGCAGCAGAAUAAACAGUUCUCGGUAGAGCUGCUGUGUCUUGCCCGAUCGCGGGCUGCUGCAACACCUUCUGGAGGGGAUGCUUCGAGACAGCAGCAGCAGCAGCAGCAGCAGCAGCAGCGCAGCCACCUCUGUUCUGUGCGAUUUCUUGAGGGCAGCAGCAGUGUCUCAUCGUUGCUUCGCAGCAGCAGCAGCAUCGGCAGCAGCAGUAGCAGCAACGGACGCAGCCUGGGGUCUCGAGGGUGUGUUGCUGCUGCUCUCGCGGUAGAUGAGACGGGCACUUUGCUGCUGCUGCUGCUGCACCGCCGGCUGCUAAAUUACAGCACAGAAGAGCGCCUGCUGGCUACGGGAAUACCCUCCUUGGGCGCCCUCCUUGACGUUCGGCCCAUGCCAGUGCUUCCCGCGUCACCAGUGUGCUGCUUCGCAGCACCUGAGGUGCUCCAGCAGCAGCAGCAGCAGCAGCAGCAGCAGCAGCCGCACAUUGCUGCAGUCGCCUGCAGCAGCGCCGUGGUCGUUCUGACUGUCGACAGCAGCGCGAGCCUGGCUUAUCACCUCGACCUGAGCGAGCAGCAGCAGCAGCAGCAGCAGCAGCGGCUGGUGCAGCAGCAGCAGCAGCUGCAGCCGCAGGUGCUGCAGAACUUCCCCUGCAUCUGCUGGAUGGCCAGCAGCGACAAAAGCCGCCGCCUUUUCUCUUCUCCUGUACUGGCAGUUGCUGCAGGCCCUUUGCUGCUGCUGCUGCAGCUCGACGGCAGCAGCGUGACGCGCCUUUCUCCCUCGUUUGGCCUCUGUGCUGCAGCGCAAGCAGUGGAGGCCCUGGGGGACUCUGUCAUUUGCGUGCUGCACUCCUCUUCUGUAGUGACUCUUUACCAAUUAGUGGAGCAGCAGCAGCAGCAGCAACAGCAGCAGCAACAGCUGCAGCUGGUGCUGUUGCAGCACCUGGAUGUGGGACAUGUGCGACCGCUCUACUACAGCUUCUCAGACACCUCGAUUAUCGUGCAGAAGCAGCAGCAGCAGCAGCAACAGCAACAGGCAUGCGAAAAUUCUUCUGCUGUUGCUGCUGCUGCAUAUGGCGCCGCCUCUGGGGGCGCUGGGGCCCUCCCACUAGUGGCCCUCAGCUAUGCGGGAGCCCUGGCAGCAACUCAGGUGUCUUUAGCUGCUGCAUGCGGGCAAGAGGAGUUCAAUUACCUGCGGGAAAUGUGUGCACAGCAGCAGCAGCAGCAGCAGCAGCUGCUGCAGCAGCAGGGGCGGUACACACAGCAGCAGCUGCAGCAGCAGCAGCAGCACGCGCUGCAUCAGCCCUGCUGCAGCAGCUGCUCCGCAUGCCUUUGUGCUGCUGCUGCUGCGGGCUGCAUCGGCGCUUUCCAGCUGACAGUAGCGGGACUAGAGGGCCUCCUAGUUCUGGAGCUUCACUGUCCCUUAUUUGUCGUUGCAGCAGCAUUUAGAAAAGGUCGAGUGGAUUUGCCAUUAGCGGUUGCUGCUGCUGCACUCAAUGGAUCAGUCCCUCCCCUCCUCUCUGUUCCCUCAAGUGCAGCCGCUCGCCAGCGCUUCUCGGAGACAGUCUGUCCCCCGCUGCUUGCUGCUGGUGCAACUGCAGCUGACAACAGCAGCAGGAUGCAGCUUGAGCAAAACGAGCAGCAGCAACAGCAGCAGCAAGAGCAGCAGCAGCAGCCCCUGGUUGCUGUGGGGCUGGCCGCAGCAAGAGCUUUUUCGUGCUGCUUCGAGAUGUGCGACCUGCUGCAGAUUCCAGGAUUGCUGCCUCCGUUGCUGCUGCAGUGGCUUCUGGAACAACAGCAGCAGCAGCAGCAGCAGCAUCAGCUCAGCGCGGGCAGCGGCAAAGAGGCGAUGCUGCAGCGGCAGCUGAGAGCAGCUGCAGCAGAAAAAUGUGCUGCUGUACUGUUUGCCUUAACGAGUCGCCAUUUGCUGCUGCAGCAGCUUCCUGCUGCUAGCGUGCCUAACAGUUUGCUGCUGCGGCUGCUAGCCUACCUGGAAGCCCAGCUUGAGGCAGCAGCAGCAGCAGCAUUCCCUCAAGGGCAACAGACGCCAAGGGCACAGACUGCUGCUGCUGCUGCUGCUGCUUUUCUGGGACACGAUGCAGUUGACGAGGCCGCGUUAAUUGCAUGGCUGCAGCAGCCACAAGCAGCAACAGCAGCAGCAGCAGCAGAAGCAGCAACUGCAGCAACAGAAGCACAAGAAAAGGACACCAACUUCUCUGGCUUCUUUCUGCUUAAAACUUCAGUAAGAGAGGCAUCGGCGAAAGGGAAAGCGCCUAAGGAAUACAGCAGCAGCAGCAGCAGAAGCAGCAGCAGUGAUAGCAGCAGCAAAGCUGCAACAGAGGGCAUCGCACAGCUGCAGCGCACACGACGCCUGAUAGAGUCAGUGCUCAUCUAUCUAAUCCAGCAGCAGCAGCAGCAGCAGCAGCAGCAGCAAGAGCAGCUGGAUAUACACUCCAUGGCCCGUGUCGCCUGCGCACAUCGUCUGUGGACAGCAGCAACGACCCUGCUGUAUCGAGGUUUUGCUGAUGCUAUUGCCCCCAUAGAGUGGCUGCUGGGCGAGCAACUGCGCAUACACCGCGUGCUGCAGCAGCAAAUGCGGCAGUUCCUGUGCCCUCCGCUAGAAGCAGCAGCAGCAGCAGCAGCAGCAGAAGGGGAGCCCACUCCCGCAGCAGCAGCAGCUGCUGCUGCUGCUGUUGCUGCUGACGCGCUUAAGGCGCUGCCUGUGUUCGUAGGCGAGGCAGACUGGCAGCUGCUGCUGCUGCAGCAGCUGGUCUUGGGCCAUUUGCAGUGCCUGUGGCAGGACAAGGCCUUCCCGCUGCAUGAAGCAGCAGCAGCUGCAGCAGCAGCUGCAGAAGCAAAGACCGAGUUCGCAGCGGAGCACAUUCACGAGCUGCAGCGCGUUGUAGAUUAUAUUUUUAGGAGGAAAGGAGCAGCAGCAGCGGCAACUUCUGCUGCUGCUGCUGCGCCCCUACUGGUGCCUUUUGGGCAGCACAGAAGCCAGGACCAGCUAGAUCAGCAGCAGCAGCAGCAGCAAAAGCAGCAACAGCAGCUCUUCCAACCCCGAGACCCCCCUGCCGUACUGGAGCGGCUGCUGCUGCUAUCUAGCAGCAACAGCCUGGCGCUGCUGAGCGACCUGCUGCUGCUGCCGCUACCGCGGGUUGCGCUGCAGCAUUACGUUGCUGCUGCGCUGGAGCAGCAGCAGCAGGCUGCAGCAACAAUGCUGCAGCAGCAGCAAGACCCACCGAUGGACUUAUCACCCGCAGCAGCAAACAGCAGCUCUUACGAGGCAUGUCUGCUGCAGGUGCUGCUGCCAGGUGUCGCAGACACAAUCCUGUCGCUGCAGCAGCAGCACGCAGUCCACCGCGCUGCAGCAGACAAAGUCUCAGCAGCGGCAGCAGCAGCAGCAGCGGCAGCAGCAAGUAGCGCUGAUGCCUUUAAAGGCCCUCUGUGGGCCUUAAAGAGUCUGCUGCUGCAGCAGCAGCAACACAUGCAGCGGCUGCAUGCGGGCCUGUGGCAGCUGCUCGCUGUUGCUGCUGCUCGCACGCAGCAGCAAAUAGUAAGCGACGCCUUGCUGCUGCAGCAGCUGUCUCUCUUUCUCAUUCGCGGGAGGCCUUGCAGUCUGGUGCUGCUGCGAGCCUGCAGCAGCAGCAGCAGCAGCAGCAGCGGUGGCAGCAGCUCCAGCUGGAGUGUAGAGCUUGAGGAGGACCUUGAGCGGCUGCUGCUGCAGGAGGCAGCAGCAGGCGCUUCUGAAACAGAAGGCAGCAGCAGCACCAGCAGCAUGGAUUGCUGCUGGACUGAUCAGCAGAGAGAGGCCUUACUGAUUCGCCUCGUUGAAAAUGUUGCAGCAGCAGCAGCAGCAACACCAACAGCAGACAAAUACGCGCUGCUGCAGCGCGUGCGCAGCGCUGUGGCUCCCCUGGAGCAGCAGCAGCAGCUGCUGGCAGCAAAAGGCUUCCAUGCUGCAGCAGCACGUCUGUUCGAAGUGUCGCGGGCCUACGACGACUUCCUUGGCUGCUGCCUCCUUUCCCAUAGUCAGCAGCAGCAGCAGCAGCAGCAGCAACCGCAGCAGCAACAGCAACCGCAGCAGCAGCACCAACCGCAAGAACAGCAGCACCAGCAGCAGCAGCAACAGCAGCAACAGCAGCAGCAGCAGCAGCAGCAGCAGCAGCAGCAACAGCAACAAACGGUGGAGCUUUGCUGCGCGUCUCCAAGCCUGUCGCUGUCUUGGCUCCCCGGGGGCCCAGCAGAUGUCUUUGAUGAAGUAAAGACUUUGUUGGGCGGCAGCAGCUCUGCUGCUGCUGCUGCUGCUGCUGCUGCUGACGCUGCUGCAGCGGGUGUCUUCCCAGCAGCAGCGGAAGUCCAGCACCACACCAGCAGCAGCAGCAGCAGCAGCAGCAGGCUGUGGGACUACUGGCGGCUGCAGCUGCUGGACCUUUCUGCUUUUGCCAAGGCUGUCUGCCGUUUGCUGCCGCUGCUGCUGUCGAGAGACACAGAACGGACAGGGGCCCUUUUGAGUUUGCUGCUGGAGGCGGGGGCCCAAAACGCGCAGACAGAGCAGCAGCAGCAGCAGCAGCCGCAGCAGCAGCAGCAGGAAUACGCGUCUACGCUUCUCAGGCUUCUAGAUGGGAGCCUUGCGCUGCAGCUGCAGCUGCUGGACAAGCUGCUGCUGCCGUCGGAGCCAAACAGCAGCAGCAGCAGCAGCAGCAGCAGCUUCUCACGGUACUUCUCCUCGCAGCAAAGCUACACGGAGUUUCUCCAUGCUGAACUGCCAAGGCAAGCAGCAGCAGCAACAGCAGCAGCAGUAGCAGCAGCAGCAGCAGCACAACCUAUACCAGAGGCAGCACUUACGAAGUUUAUAGAGGCAGCAACAGCAGCAGCCCCAAAUCCGUCUCGUGCUGCAGCAGUGCUGCAGCAGCUGCUGCCAGCAGAGGAGCAGCUGCCCCCAGACCUGCUGGAGUCUUUGCUGCUGGUCUCAACGCAGCACAAAGCAAUGGAUGUUACUGCUGCACUCCUAGAGCGCAGCGGCGCUGUUGAGGGGACGCUGCAGCUGCUGGAGUCUUCAUUUCGGGAGGCGCUGGAAAGCAUUUCGCUGCAGUUUAAUUCGAGUGUAUAUACACUGGGGCCGGUGCUGCGGUGUCUGCGCAGACGGCUGGCCGGCUGCAGCAGCUUUGGGCCUCCUGCAGCACAGUUUGCUGCUGCUGCUGCUGCUGCUGCUGCUGCUGCUGAGGGGGGCACGGCUUACCGCACGCUGUUGCAGCCCGGUGCACUGCAGGCAGCUCCAGCAACAGCGGCGCCUGCUGCUGCUGCUGCUGCGGGAGCAGCAGCAGCAGCAGCAACGGGGGAGAGCUGGUGGGCGGAGUGCAAAGAACUAGCAAAUGUCUUCCGUGCUGUAGAAGCAGCAAAACGCGUUUGCUGCAGCAGCAGCCACUUCAUCACCCCCCGCAGGCAGCAGCAGCUUUGGCGCAGCAUGGCGCUGCUCACUGUGCAGAUCUACGAAGCAAACCCAAUGACGCAGCACUUGCUGCAGCAGCAGCAGCAGCAGCAGCAGGACAAACGGCAGCAGCAGCAGCAGAACAAGCAGCAGCAGCAGCAGGAAAACAAGCAGCAGCAGCAGCAGCAGGACAAACAGCAGCAGCAGCAGCAGCAGCAGCAACGGGAGAGCAACCAACUGGAGAAGCGGCUGCUUGCCGUCGGCGACUUGGGAGAAGGAGCUGCUGCUGGUGCCGCUGCUGCUGCUGCCGUUGAGGGUCCCGUUGCUGCUGCUGCUGCUGCUGCUCCUGCUGGGAGGCAACAGCAGCCGCUGCGCUGCACGCUGUUUACAGUGCUUCUGGGCGAGGUGCUUGCUGCUGUGCUGCGGUGCUACAGAAGCUGCACAACCAGCAGCAGCAGCAGCAGCAGCAGCAGCCUGACGGGCCUAGAGAAGCAGGCUUGCUACCCCACAGAAGCUGCUGCUGCUGCUGCAGUCAUGGGCGAGCUGUGCCAGCAGCUGCCGCAGUCGCACGUUGCUGUUCUAAAGCCUGCUCUCGUCGAGCUUUUGUCAGUGCUGGAGGGGGAACGUUCGCUGCUGUCUACAGUUUGUGCUGCAGCAGCAGCUGACAGCAGUUUGCUGCUGCGGCUGCUGGCAGAGCGGAGGCUGGGGGGUCUUGCUGUGUCUCUUUCUGGCAGCAAAGAAGGCAGGAGGCAGCAGGCUGCGCUUUGCUGCUGCUGCGGGGGCCCUUUGCUGCUGCCGCCCCCCACUGCCGCUGCUGCUGCUGCUGCUGUGCGCAGCAGCAGCAGCAGCGGCGCAGGCGCGCCCGCCAGCAGCAGCAGCACCGCAAGUGGGACCCUCAGCAGCAGCAGCAGCAGCAACAACUGGUCAAUUGCUGCCUUUGCAUGCAGCCACUUGUACCACACUGCCUGUCUGACUGCAGCACUGCGCUGCCGCCUCUGCGCUUCUCUUUUCUUUUUGCUGCUUUUCACCGAAAGUGAAGCCCCGAAAAGUCUCCCAGACCCCCCAGCAGCAGACAGACGGGCAUGCAGCAGCAGCCCGGCGCUGCGCAGACACCGCGGAGCAGCUGCAGCCGCAAGAAGCCGCACGGGUAUUUCUUUUAGCUGCAGCGCAGCAGCAACAGCAGCAGCAGCAGCAGCAGCAGCACGGCGGUGGCGGCAGCGCAGCGGCAGCAGCACCUGUUGCGGUGUGGUGACAGCUGGGCGCGAAGAAGCGAUGCAGCACGAGCAGCAGCAGCAGCAACGACGGCAGAAAUAG